Molecule: messenger RNA, 1063 nt
Organism: Esox lucius (northern pike)
Lineage: Eukaryota; Metazoa; Chordata; Actinopteri; Esociformes; Esocidae
Gene: lrrc53
Product: leucine rich repeat containing 53
Exons: 4
Coding region: 80-1063 (327 amino acids)
Molecular function (GO): protein binding
Source: RefSeq, a predicted model, not a curated record
CAGCUUUAAGAUAAGGCCCUAAGACCACAUGAGUGGGGAUGAGCCAACACAACACCAUGAAGUCGACCAAUAACCAACCAUGAGAAGUAUUCUGAUGCUGAUGCUGUCAAUCACACACACCCAGAGCCUCUCCUCAUGUCCCGCCUCUUGUGUGGUGUGUUCUGAUGAGGCGGUCAUCUGUCACAAGCUCUCCAAUAUUAUAGCGGCACCAGUAACUACCAAGGCACUCAUGCUGACUGAUGGCACCAUUGUGUCCAUUGACCACCAUUUCCUGUCCAUCAUGUCCAACAUUACUGUGCUGUCCUUCAGCCACAACACAAUCGCCACCAUCACCUACGAUGCCUUCUGGAACCUUACCGUCCUCCAUACCCUCCUCCUGGAUCACAACCUCCUCUCUAGCCAGGCCCUGGGUGGCUCAACCUUUUCCUGGCUGCAGAGGCUAGUGAUUCUCCAUCUGGGGAAUAAUGCCCUAGGGGAGAUCAACGGCUCCUGGUUCCAGGCCACAGGUGCCUUGCGGACGCUGCAGCUGGAAGGGAACCGCCUUACCGGGCUGGACGCUGGCACAUUUGCCUCAGCUGAUCUCCAGGGGCUUGAAACCCUGGAUCUGUCUGAUAAUUUAAUCGCAUACCUGGGCAAGGAUAGCUUCAGAGGCCUGCCUCAGCUACGUAGUCUGGAUCUCUCCAGGAAUCAGCUCCAGAGCGCCCCACCAGAGGCAUUUGUGUAUUUGUCAUUUCUGUCUAAUCUCAACCUGGAGCUCAACAAGUGGAGUUGCACGUGUGAGCUGAGAGACCUGGCGUCUUUCCUCAACAAAUAUACGGAGGCCCCGCAAAAGGUCCUGUUCAAUGGGCGUAAGAUCGUGUGUGUGAGUGCAGACAACCCGGCAGUGACGACAUUACUGGAGCUGACAGAGGCCAACUGUGUCUCGCCCAAUCACAACAUCACAGUGAUGAUUAAGGCCAAUGCCUCCAUCUCUACUCAGCGCUACACCAGAGACCUGGCUUUGGCUGCAGUCUUUUGCUUUGCUGGCAAGUACCACAAUGUCUGUCUUCUAAUGCCACUUUAA